Molecule: messenger RNA, 1579 nt
Organism: Verruconis gallopava
Lineage: Eukaryota; Fungi; Ascomycota; Dothideomycetes; Venturiales; Sympoventuriaceae
Exons: 1
Coding region: 172-996 (274 amino acids)
Source: RefSeq, a predicted model, not a curated record
GUGAUUGCUCGUGCAGAGACCUUGCGACGUAGUCGAUAGGUUUGCUGGAAUAACAACCAAAAACAGACAUGAGGAGGGUAUCCAUCGCCCACGAUUAGCUGCUCCUCUCAAAGGCUUCCGCGAACAACGACAUUUGUUAUUUUCCCGGAACAAGCGGAGCUAGUCUUGGACAUGUCCGACAAACAAGUCUUGCUCCUUGGUGGUCACGGGAAGGUCGCCUUGCACUUGACGCCGCUCCUUCUCGCAAAGUCGUGGAAUGUCACAUCGGUCGUGCGCAAUCCAGAUCACGAGGCUGACAUCCUCAAGCUCGGGGAGAACAAGCCUGGCAAGAUCGAGGUGCUCCUCGACAGUCUGGACGACGUGACGUCGGUGGAGCAUGCGGAACGAGUCCUCGACAAGGUGAGGCCCGACAUCGUGGUGUGGUCUGCGGGAGCUGGAGGCAAGGGCGGGCCCGCACGCACCAAGGCCGUCGACGAGGUCGCCGCGAAGCACUACAUCUCCGCCUCGGUGGCGCGGCCGAGCGUGAAGAAAUUCAUGAUGGUCAGCUACAUUGGCUCUCGGCGCAACAGGCCGGCCUGGUGGAACGACGACGACUGGAAGGCCGCCCAGCACAUCAACACCGACGUUCUGCCGGCCUACUUCGCCGCCAAGGUGGAAGCGGACGAGCAUCUCGCCGCCCUGGCGCACAGGCGGAACGUCGUGGACACCAAGUUUCAGGCGAUCAACCUGCGGCCCGCAACGCUCACGGACGAGCCCAGCACCGGCAAAGUCACGCUGGGUAAGACCAGAGCGAGGGGCCAGGUGAGCCGAGAGACCGUGGCGAGGCUUGCGGUCGCGAUGCUGGAACGUGACGACACCAGGGGCUGGUAUGAUUUCUACGAAGGCGACGAGCCCAUCGACGAAGCUGUUGCGAGAGUGGUCAAGGAAGGCUGGGAUGGUAUCGAGGGAGAGGAUCUGGAUCGAAUUUAUGGGCGAACCGGUCUUUAUACGUUUUAGGUCGUAUGCGCUCCGCACUGAGAGAACAUUUUUAGGACGGAAUGGGAUUCGCUCCUCGAUUGGGCAAAGUAUGGAACAGUCCCCUGGCCAAAAUUGAUCUGAGAGAAGGGACGUCUUUCAACUCUAUGUGCAUACAUCGACUUCUUUUAUUGCCAUUAAGUAUUAUGACAUCAGCUGAUCGGUUUGGUCGACGAAUGACUUUGAUGAUCGGAGCUGUCAUCUUCCUUAUUGGCUGCUCUCUCCAGCUUGUUGCUAAUUUUGCUGAGUAUCUACAGCGUCGGACGGUUCUUUGCGGCUUGUUAAUCCCGUACAUAGGCACUCUCUACGCCGGUUGUGUUAUCGCUGGUAUUGCUACCGGUCUUUGCGCCGUUGUCAACCCUUCCGACUUCGGCCUCGCCAUUCGAGAGAGAAAAUACUUCCACAAGGGCAAAAAGAGAAAAAAAAAGCAAAAAAAGAAAACAUACAGCAGCGCCGGAUUCCCAUGUGGUCACCCACCAUAGUACUAAUGGGCCGAUAUGAGGCUUAUAUAGGAGUGAGCGGACGGGGACUCUAGUUUUCCUCAUUCUAUGACCGUAUGUGCCAG